Messenger RNA from Strigops habroptila (Kakapo), 3607 nucleotides. RefSeq names its product La ribonucleoprotein 7, transcriptional regulator (gene LARP7). The coding region runs from base 117 to 1898 and encodes 593 amino acids. Gene Ontology annotation, biological process: RNA processing. The transcript is spliced from 13 exons. Gene Ontology annotation, cellular component: nucleus. The record is from RefSeq and is a predicted model, not a curated record. NCBI's taxonomy places the organism in Eukaryota, Metazoa, Chordata, Aves, Psittaciformes, Psittacidae. Gene Ontology annotation, molecular function: mRNA binding.
ACGCGCCCAGACGCGAGAAGGAAACCACGUGACCUCGGACGCGCGGUCUGCGCCGCCGCGGGGCUUUUCCUCGCUGAGAGGUAGUGCUGCGUCGCAUCGGGGCUGACGUUGACAGAAUGACAGGAAUGGAGACUGAAACGGCGAGAGACAAAGCUGUGGAGGAAGAAAGCACUGAACAGAAGAAGGAGAGAGAGAAAAAGAAGAGGUCAAGGGUUAAACAGGUGCUCGCAGAUAUAGCGAAACAAGUGGAUUUCUGGUUUGGGGAUGUCAAUCUCCACAAAGACAGAUUUCUCCGAGAGCAAAUAGAGAAGUCCAGAGAUGGCUAUGUCGACAUAUCACUUCUCGUUUCUUUCAACAAAAUGAAAAAGUUGACGACUGAUGGAAAACUGAUAGCUCGAGCAGUUAAAAGUUCAUCUGUUGUAGAGUUGGAUUUAGAAGGAACAAGGAUCAGAAGACGCCAGCCGCUGGGUGAGCAACCGAAGGAUGUGGAUAGUCGUACAGUCUAUGUGGAGCUGCUUCCCAAAAAUGUCAAUCACAGUUGGAUUGAGCGGGUGUUUGGGAAGUGUGGUAAUGUAGUUUACGUCAGUAUACCCCGGUAUAAGACUAGUGGCGAUCCAAAGGGAUUUGCUUUUGUUGAAUUUGAAACUAAAGAGCAAGCUGAGAAAGCUAUUGAGUUUUUGAAUAACCCACCAGAGGAAGCACCUCGGAAACCUGGGAUUUUCCCCAAAACAGUAAAGAAUAAGCCUGUUCCCGCACUGAAUACAAGUAACAGCAGUGUAGUAGAAGAGAAGAAAAAGAAGAAGAAAAAGAAAUCUAAAAUCAAGAAAGAGAGCAAUGUACAGGCUGCUGUAGAGACAAAGGAAUCAAACACGAAUGCUACGACAGAGCAAGUACCCAAGUCAAAAAGACACAGAACUUCAUCGGAGUGUUCAGAAGUGGAGGUGACUGAGACUCACAGGCAGCCCUUAAAGAGAGAGAAAAGAAAAUGGGACAGAACAGAAAGCUCUGAGGCACCUUGGGAAAGCAGGCCAGGGAAGAGGAAAAGAACCAGUUCUGGAGGUGGUGAGACCUCAACUCCAAAAGUGAAGAAAACUGUCCAAAAGGAUGAAAUUGUUCCUGUAAAGGAAGAAACGACAGAAGCUCCAAAAGAUUCCAAUGAUGUUUCUGCAGAAGAUGACAAAGAUAAAAAAGACACAUCCCUUUCAAAAUCUAAAAGGAAACACAAGAAAAAGCACAAAGAAAGACACAAAAUGGGUGAAGAAGUCAUUCCACUCAGAGUGCUCUCCAAGACAGAAUGGAUGGAUUUGAAGCAAGAAUAUUUGGCCCUUCAAAAAGCCAGCAUGGCCUCAUUAAAGAAAACGAUGUCUCAAAUCAAACCUGAGCCUGCGGGAGAGAUGGAAAUGGAAUCUUAUGCCCAGAAAAAGCCUCAGCCUGAAAAUGGCAAAUCCGCCAGUGAAGACUCUGCCCCUCCUGCCAAGGGCAACACAAUGGGACCUCAGUUCGUGAGUGGAGUAAUUGUGAAGAUCAUUAGCACUGAGCCCCUGCCGGGCAGGAAGCAGAUCAAGGAUGCUUUGGCAGCACUGGCUGAUGUUGCUUAUGUUGACAUGCUGGAGGGAGACACAGAAUGUCAUGUCCGUUUUAAAACUCCUGAGGAUGCACAGGUUAUCAUGAAAUCAUACAAAGAAAUACAGAUCAAAAACAACUGGAAGUUUGAAGUUCUCGCUGGUGAUCACGAACAACGUUACUGGCAGAAGAUUCUAGUGGACAGACAAGCUAAACUUAACCAGCCCCGAGAAAAGAAGCGGGGUACCGAGAAGUUAAUUGCUAAAGCUGAAAGAAUGAGACUUGAAAAGACUCAACAAACAAGUAAACAUAUUCGCUUCACUGAAAAUAACUGACCAAGACUGAUUGUGCUGUUCAAAGUGAACUACGUAUUUAAAAACACCCAAACUCCACAAACCCCACUGCUUACAGCAACUAAACCUUUUCUAAGGAGGCAUAAAAACCUGAUUAAUUUGAUUCAUAAUUCUGCAGGCUGCAAGUGUGAAGAUUGUUCUGAAUCCCAUUUGGAAGUAGGCUGAAUGUUUACUGCUUCUGCGCCUGUAGGUAAAGCUUUCUGGAAAAAAAGAGUGUUAUGAGAUGUUGCUUUAGUUCUGGUUUUGGUUUUGGGGUUGUUUUUUGGUUUGUUUGUUUGGUUUUGGGUUUUUUUGUAUGUUGAAGUUUUAUACACUAGGUUAUGAAAUAAAAUGCUUGAGAAAUUUUCAGUUGUGCAUCUUUAAUUCUGCACUCUGCUUUAUGACACUAUAAAUAAUAAACCUGGUUAAUGCCAAAUAUAAACCUCCCUAGGGCCUCUGUUUAGUCCAUCACACUGUUGAGAAUUACAGUAGAAUGAGUAUAUAACCUUUGUGUAGCUUUCAGUGGCUAGGACUGUCAGCAAAUCUGUCAUUGAGAAGUCUGGAAGAAAAUCUACUUGUGUGAAGUGCACACUAAACUGUCUGUAGGCAUUUCUUUUCAGAAGAAUCUUCGGGGGAGGAAAUGAGAAACCUUUUGUGUGUUACAUCUGGUAACUGUAGCUCCAGAACUAAUUCUGACUUACAGAUAAGUGUUGAAGUUGUGUAGUGCACACGUUAAGCUGGUGACCUCAAUGUGCCUUGAAGUAUUUCAUUGUAGACUGGCAGUAUUUCAAAAACAAAAAGCCAAAUAAAAAACUCCUAAAGAUAAAAUUAGAAUAAUAGCAAAGGUUAAACUUAAUGUAUGACGAAGUGUGCUGUUAGAGAUCUCUCCAUUAAUGUAAAGAUAAAUUUACAUGUUUAUUUGUGAGAUCGUCUUAGUGUGUUUUAUUGCAGGGCAAAUGAGAUGCUAACACAUUGGUUUAUGAAAGUGUGAAACUUCCUUAUAAAUAGAAAGAUGAGCAAGUUAUUUGGAAACUAGAAGUACAUUCCUAAAAUACCAUCAGAGGCUCUUGAAGGAAAACUCACAUGACACUGUAGGUGGUUUUGCAGCUAUAGCUUUUUCUGAUAAGGUAGAUUGACAUUUUUUAAUUCUAUGCUAUCAAAUUACUGGAGCAGUGGAGGUAUUUUAAUGAUAUAUGUUAUAAUAAAGUUUGGUGACCCUGGUGUAUUUUUGCUAAGAAAAGAAUCUGCACUAUUUCUCCUGAAUUCUUGAAAGCAGUGUGGAUAUAAUAGGUAUGGUGGUUUUGAAGUUGGGGAGAACAGGAGCCAAAGGAGGAAAGAAAAAUGGGAAAAAAUAUAUUUCAAGAGAUGAUAGCAAAGCAUAUGAAUUGUAAUGAAACUAUCCAAGCUAUAAAUAAUGUAGAGAAGCAGCACAGUGAGAAUGGAGGAGUGUUCAUGGAGCACCAUUUAUGUGCUGGUACUUGUGGUUUAGCAAGUGCUGGGAACUGUUUACUUGGACGGUCCAUAAGCUCAGGUAGCACCAAGUCUCUCUCGUUCGCUCCCACAAGAUUGGGAUCAGGAUCCGAGCCACCAGCAGACGGCAUCCCUCUCCUGGGGCCGUGAGGGAGGAAUGGAGAGGAUUAGCACGAGUCAAUGGGGAGGGUAUAGCGGUGAUCAGGAUAAAGAUAGUGGAAAUACGGAGGGGAAAAGUGCAA